UUUCGCGUUGGAAAAAAGUUCUCAUGCUUGUUUUCAUGCCAGUUUCGAAAAGAAAACUUGUGUGUCAGUUGUGAGUCGACUUUCGUGAGGUUGUGUUUGAGGAAGCUGCAGAGAACACGUCACACGUCACGGAAACAGCCUCCACCGCUACGAGAAGGGACUAUUACCUCCAGAAGGAUGAAGGGUGAACCACGUCCCAUUCAGAUCGUCACAGUGUCUAAAGACGACCACUCGUUUGGGUUGGAAACGAAGGCUCUGGCUGAGAUUCUGUUGGCUCCAGAGGUGCGAGACAAACAUGUGGUGGUGCUGUCGGUGGCCGGAGCCUUCAGGAAAGGAAAGAGCUUCCUGCUGGACUUCAUGAUCCGUUACAUGCACAGGAAGGGGGACGAGAACUGGCUGGGUGAGGAUGAUGAGCCGCUGACUGGAUUCUCCUGGAGAGGCGGAUCAGAACCAGAGACGACAGGCAUCCAGCUGUGGAGUGAAGUGUUCCUCGUCCCAAAGAGCGACGGAACAGAGGUGGCUGUGCUGUUGAUGGACACUCAGGGAGCAUUCGAUGAUCAGUCCACGGUGAAGGACUGUGCCACCAUCUUUGCCCUGAGCACCAUGACCAGCUCAGUACAGAUCUACAACCUGUCACAGAACAUUCAAGAGGACGACCUGCAGCAGCUACAGCUGUUCACAGAGUAUGGUCGUCUUGCUUUGGAUGAAAUCUUCCAGAAACCCUUUCAGUCACUGAUGUUUCUUAUCAGGGACUGGAGUUUUCCCUAUGAGUACACCUACGGGUUUAAAGGAGGCAACGAGUUCCUAGAUAAACGUUUGCAGGUUAAGGAGGCCCAACACGAGGAGCUGCAAACCGUGAGGGAUCACAUACAUUCAUGCUUCACCAAAAUUUCCUGCUUCCUGUUGCCUCACCCUGGGUUGAAGGUCGCCACCAGCCCCUCAUUUGAGGGACAACUUCGCGAUGUGGCGCCAGAGUUCCGAGAUCAGCUGAAGAGUCUGAUUCCUAAACUGCUGAAUCCAGAUCAUCUGGCUGAGAAAGAGAUAAACGGAAACAAGGUCACCUGCAUGGGCCUGCUCGAGUUCUUCAAGGCUUACAUCAAGAUUUACCAGGGUGAAGAUUUACCACAGCCAAAGACGAUGCUCAUGGCUACAGCAGAGGCCAACAACCUGGCAGCUGUAGCCACAGCCAAAGAGCAGUAUUACAAGAGCAUGGAGAAGGUGUGUGGGGGAGACCUGCCCUAUGUGGCUCCUGAUUCUCUGGAGGAAAAGCAUGUGUUUAACUCCAGAGAGGCUCUUCAUUCCUUCUCAUCCACUAAGAAAAUGGGCGGACAGGAGUUCUGCGAUAAAUACCAGACACAGCUGGAAAAUGAGCUGGAGGAGAUGUGGCAGUCUUACGGCAAACACAAUCAGUCCAAAAAUCUCUUUAGUGCCUUCCGGACGCCUGCAGUGCUGUUUGUCCUGGUGUGCCUCCUCUACAUAGUGUCGGGUGUGCUUCUCUUUGUUGGCCUGUCUACCUUCGCUUUGGUGUGUGACUGUAUUCUGGGUGUGGUCAUGAUGUCCAUGCUGACGUGGGCCUUCAUCCGCUACUCUGGUCGGUACGGGCAUGUGGGCGGAGCCAUCGACCAGGCUGCAGGUGUCGUUCUGGAGCAGGCGACCGUGGUGUUGAACAAGUCGAGGGGGGCGAUUCCUGUCGACGUGAAGAAAUCCAGUUAGAAGAACUCUGAACCCUCAUAAUCUCGAUGCAGUGCCACCAGCACACAACACAAGCACACAUUCAGCAGUAAAGCCUUAUCACGCCACCAACUGUAACAAACAUGCAGCUAAAGUACAUUGGCACAGGUUUCAAAUAUGAUGCCAAUACACAAUCAUCUCUAUUAUGCAGAAUUGCUCAUAGAAAGAUGACUGGAUUCACUGAGGGGUCAAUUGUUCCAGUUUCCUAACAGACGAGUCAAUGUUUACUUAAAAAACUAAAGAAAAACACUUAUUUCAGCUGAACACAUCUGAUAUGUUGUUCAGAGCGGCCGAGACGUCUCACACAUGCACAUUAACAGAAAACACGAAUGAAAAAGUGACAACACAACUACAAAAGCCACACAAUGGAAACACAAUCACAACAAAAGUGAACGAAGCAGAGUUAGUUUGGUCAAGUCAUGGAUGUACGAGUCAAGCGAGCUGUCGUUUGUGAAAACACAGACAAGUCAGUUGCCACUUACAACGUGAUGCUUAAUUACAACUCAAAUAAGAAGCGUCACAUUUUAAGCAGUAACUGGCUUGACCGGGUUUUCACACACGAAAGCUUAAAUGACCACAACAAGAAUAAAGAUUUAAUGCAGAAAGUUACUCUGUUUCAUCGUCAACAUGUCGUUAGUGUUUCCGUCAGGUGGCACUUGUAUUCUAGUUUCCUGUUAAAGCGCUAGCGUGAGACCUCUCAGCCACCGUAGUCGUCAGGGUGCUUCUCAAACAAAGCUUUUGCAGUUUAUCUUUAAAUAAGAAUCUUUAAAAAUGCUGGCUUUGAAGCUUCUACAUUUAUACAUAUAUUUUUUUGGUCGCUAUAUAUUUUUUCUCUUAUUCGCCUUAAGACAUUCCAUUCAGUUUGUAGAGUUGCAGCUUGUUUGAUAUAAAUUAGCGUUUAGAGACGUGGUGAACUGUCACUACUUAGAGAGGAAAGAGGAUACGCACUUUGUAUUUAGCACCGCUGAUUUUGAGAGCUGCAUGUUUUGGGGAAUUCAGUUUGAGUUAAGUGGUUUGCUGUUCCCUCGGAAACAUGAUGCACUUUGUUGAUUUUGAUACUAUAUUCUAGACUGUAAGAUACUUUAUAGGAGCUUAUAUUCUGCAAAACAAAAUAAAUAGGACAUUAAUACUAAAAGGUGUUGAUCGCCCAAUUCAACCAGUCAGCCAAAGAAAGGAGAGCUUUAAAUGUUUAGAUAAAAAAUACUUGGGCCUCAAAUAUCAGGAUUUAUGACCUUAAAAAUACUUUAAGGUGUGAACUGGGGACUUGCAUUAGAUCAAACAUGUACAAAUUGCACUGAUUUCAAGAACCCACUUCAAAAAAACACUUAGUGACAAGUGACGUUUUGUCGAACAUUACAAGUGUUGAACAUUCAUGGAAGAAAAUAACAAGCAGAAUAUUAAAAUAGAUCUAAACAAGCAGUGGAACAUUCCAGUAAAUGGGACUGUUUGGCUUUUUGUACAUGCACCUCAGUUUUCAAUAAAUAUCAGCACUUUGAUGGAUAAUGAUCAAAUAUGUUUUCCAAACGCCUCAACACACAGUCCUGUUUGUAUGUUUGCUUUUCAAAGAUCUCUCCUUGGCGGCCUGUGCUGUCAGCUCUAGCGUGAAAAAAAAAACACUGCAAUAUAAAAAGGUGAUCAGUCCAGGCAGAAGCAAUCGCGCGCUCAGGUCAAAUCCUGCUUCAAAUGCCUGACAUGAAAUGUUACACAACCUCUAUUCAAAACAUACUGGAGAGGAAAAAUAAUGAGUAUGGGAUGACUUUGUUUCUGAGUUAGUUGUUUACAUGCAGCCUUAUAACUAUUCAGUCAAAACGCAGUCAUGCAGAGAAUUAAGAAGGUGGACUUCUCAGUGGAUUUAUUAGUUUCCAUUAUGAGGCCAAACAGCGUCUCAGGCCAACUCUGAAUGAGUCAGGCAUCUGAUUAAAGGACUGAUUCUUUGUAAUUAUGCCCAACAUCUCUAAAUAGGUUAAAAUGUAGGGGAUGAGGAAUAUUUCAGGAUUGGAAAGUGGAAUUGAAGUCUCUUAGUAUUGUAAAACGGCAUUUUAAAUGCUAAAUAUUGUGUCAACUGAGUGCAAAGAAAGAAUCCUGUAAUUAUUUUUUUUUGGUGAUCCUAGACUACCUGUAUGGAGGCACAAAAAGCCGAUUGGUGUUUAUCAAACACUCUGUUAUUCCGUGUUACUGUAGAUAUACGUCAUAAGCGUUCAGGGCCAACGUGACCGUUACAAACAUGGAGGAUGAGAAAUGUUGAAAUUCUCAGUACUUAAUUUUUCCUCCAUCAUUUUGCACAUUCCACGGCUGUUCCCUUUCCACAAGAGGAGGGAACUUCACAAUGUUUUGCAAGCUCAUACUAUUGCACUUACCUUUCUCUUUGGUGCUUUUUGCACACUGCUCUUUCCAAAAUAAAUAAAUGCGUGCUAUAUUGUA
Molecule: messenger RNA, 4152 nt
Organism: Limanda limanda (common dab)
Lineage: Eukaryota; Metazoa; Chordata; Actinopteri; Pleuronectiformes; Pleuronectidae
Gene: atl3
Product: atlastin 3
Exons: 14
Coding region: 178-1713 (511 amino acids)
Biological process (GO): endoplasmic reticulum organization; protein homooligomerization
Molecular function (GO): GTP binding; GTPase activity
Source: RefSeq, a predicted model, not a curated record